AAAAAAUAUACAUGGAAUCGUAGUACUACAUUUGUGUCUCACAAAAAAUAUUAUAUUUCUCGUGAAUUUAAAAUUUUGUUUCACAGGUAUCUUGAAUGGAAAAUUUAUUAUAAAGUCUAAGUUCAUGAGCAAGUCCAUGAAAAUAUCCAAUUAAGGCGUUCAGAGAUGAGAGGGAGAGCGCAAGAGAGGUUGAGAUGCCGAAGCGAACGACGCAUACGUAUUCGAGCGAGGACGCUUUGCCGGAAGGCCCUGACUCCGAUCUCUUCGUUUACUACUGCAAGCCUUGCGGCUCCCAUGUUCUCAUCACCGAUACUCAAUUGCAGAAAAUGCCCAAAAGAAAAACAGAUAAUGCAUAUGUUUUGGACAGGAAGAAGCAUCUGGCUAGGCUGAAUACUAGCGAAGCAGGAAAGAUCCUCUUGAAGCGUGGCGAAGGGAAAGUGGAGAGGCAGUAUCGAAUGAAUUGUGUGGGCUGUGAGCUUUUUGUUUGCUAUCGUGCAGAAGAAGAUCUGGAGUCUGCUUCGUACAUAUACGUAGUUGAUGGUGCACUCAGUACAAUUGCUGCUGAAACUAAUCCACAGGAUGCUCCUGUUCCACCUUGCAUAUCCCAAUUAGAAGGGGGUCUUGUGCAAGUAGCCAUAGAAGUGGAAGACCGUGCACAGCGUUCUGCAAUCACAAGAGUGAACGCUGAUGACGUUCGAGUUUCUGUAGCUGCAGUUGCUGCCCGAGGAGAAGCUAACAAUGAGCUUUUGGAAUUCAUGGGGAAGGUGCUGGGUCUAAAAUUAAGCCAGAUGACACUUCAACGAGGGUGGAAUAACAAAUCAAAGCUCCUGGUGGUAGAAGAUAUGACAGCUAGACAGGUCUACGAGAAGCUUCUCGAAGCAGCACAACCAUGAGAUACGCAUUUGAGGAAAACUUUUCGACUCAAUGGCUUGGCUACUUCUGCAUGUUUUAGUAGACUUCUUCAACUGCAGAUGUUUCCUCUCUCUUGUCAUGUAACAUGUUUGAAUUUGAGGAAUAUGUUGUUUCAAACCCAAGAGUUUUGGACAUGCCUCAAUUCGAUAACAGAGAACUAGAAAUUCUAUAAAUUCGCCCAAAUGUUCCAAUUA
Molecule: messenger RNA, 1106 nt
Organism: Salvia splendens (bonfire salvia)
Lineage: Eukaryota; Viridiplantae; Streptophyta; Magnoliopsida; Lamiales; Lamiaceae
Product: UPF0235 protein At5g63440-like
Exons: 8
Coding region: 195-893 (232 amino acids)
Source: RefSeq, a predicted model, not a curated record